GUUUUAGGAGGCCGGCCGGUUCUUUAAGAGAACCGUUUGAAUUUUUGCACCUCGAAGGAGUCGCCACCAAACUCUAUUUAAAGUCUUGUUUGGAAAGACCGCAAAUGACUCUAUUUUUGGAUAAGGCCUUGAAUCCUUGAAACGGAUGGGUGAGAUCCGGGCUCGGGAACAAAAAUGCUUAUUCGGCGAGCUUUAGAAAUAUUCAAGUACGUUGGCACAACAUUAGUUCGAAAAUAAACCCUAGAUUAUGUGGGUUUGAAUUUUAGAGCAAAAUAGAAUUUCUAAUUGUACGGUGGUCACUUUGCUUUAAAGAUUGAUUUAAGGAACCUAAGGCCGGUUUGUCCAAAAAUAUCUUUGUUAAGCGUGAUGUAACCUUUGCAUUUUGUUGUAUUUAGCAUGUUAGUGAUGAAAGCGAUAAAGCAUAUAAAGCAACAUCACAAUACUAAAUAAAGUGCGGAAUUAGUAAAUACAAGACCCCCUAGAAAAGGACUAGGGAGUAGGUCCACAUUGCCUAGAAAUGGACUAGGCUAGUAAAGAUGCGGAAUUGAAAGUGCGGAAUUGAAAUUGCGGUAUUGAAAUUGCGGCAUUGAAAGUGCGAUAUUGAAAGUGCGAUAUUGAAAGGUGAGAUAUUGAAAUUGCAAUAUUGAAAGGUGCAUAAAUGAAAUUUGUACUUGGGAACAUGAGAUUCGAAUGCCAAGCGGCUCCUUAAAAAUAAGUGCGCCCGACACUAAUUCAAAGCCAAAAAUCUCAACUUGGGAGAGGUUGCUCAACCCAAAUAUCCUAGAUUUUGCAUAUUGAACUUGAAAUUGAAAGCUUGAAUAUUGAAAUGUUUGAACUUGAAAUGAUUGAAAUUUGAACUCGAAAUGAUUGAAAUUUGAACUUGAAAUGAUCCUAGUUUAGGGAAAUAACUAUGAAUAACCCUAAACAUGGCAAGAUCUUUUGAAAAUCAAAGACUUGAACUUGUAUAUUGAAAAUGGAGUUUUGAAUCUCAAAGACUAAACCUUUAAAUGUUAAAAGGUGUUUAUCUUUGAUUACCCCAUGUUUGAUGGUGAUUCUAGCCCAAGAGAUGAUUGUAAACAACUUGGACAUCCUUGAAUCUUUGAAAAUUGUAUUUUGUAUUUUGAAAAAGUUUGUAUUUUUGGAAAACAUGUGUGAUUGUUGCAAGUGGUGUUUUUUAUUGAUUAAAAACACCAACUUGCUAAUCAUUUAGAAAUCAAAGCAACAUAGUAGAUUAGAAUGGGAUUCGGAUUUACCUACUUAGAUUUAGGCAAGAGCUCCCAAUUGCUUUGGCUUUUAGGAAUUUUGUAUGUGUUUUUGAGGAGUUUUGAGUUGUAUUUUGAGGCGUAAUGUCGAAAUUACGACGUUGUAUUGUUGUGCCCCCCUUUUUUCGAUUGAAAUGAGGGGUAUUUAUAGGAGGGAAUGGUGCAAAAUGCCAACACACGCCAGCGCCGGGCGCCAGGCCAGCGCUGUGCGCUGCUGACGUGGCUUGAAUACCGCCAAAGCAAGGACGGGGAAUUGUCCUUGUUUCGUCUUGUAGCGUUGUACAUGUUGUACGAAUAGUACUAGGUUUGGCGUUUUGUAUUUUCUUGGAGGUUAAGGCAUCGUUUAGCGUCUAAAAACAAGCCUUUCUCGGGUUUUUGAAUUCCGGUUUUACGGGACGGGGCCCGGCAUGCUCGAUUUUGUGGGUUGGCGCCCGAAUUUGACUUGCCUUAUAUGAUUUUGAGUGGAAAAGGCCUAGUAAAACCAAUGGGAUGGUCUACUAGUUGAGUUUGUACUUGGAUUUUGAAAUUGGAUUUGGAAAGUUGUAUUUUGUACCGAGUUCCGGGAGGGGAACGGUGUCGGGGGUUGGAUUUUGGAUCUUGAAUUUGGAAAUAUUCUUAGCAAUGGGGAUUUCCGCCUGGAGUUACUCCAAUCACCUAACAAGGAUAAUGGUAUCGUCAUCAUCCCAAAGGGGAGACACAAAUUAGGUGUCUACAGAAUCCCCCACUUUGACUGAGCGUUCGGUUAGGAAAGCGCAAGUCAAAGUAUUUCGAAAGGGAUGGAGAAUGGUCAAGAUGUUCUGCAAUCGAGACCACUCUUUGUACGCCAGUACCUGCAUAAAACAGGCGUUAGAAAAAGGAUAGAGUCGACCUCAGUGCGGUUGGUGAUGACUCCGGUUUGUACUUGUAUUUUUCCACCUUCAUUUCAGGACGGAGCUUGGCAUCGAAAAUUUUUGAAUAUUGAAUUUUUGAAUAUUGAAUUUUUGAAUCUUGACAUUUGAAUCUUGAAUUUUUGAAUACCCGGAGUUAAUCCAUUGGGGAUGUGCUUUGCUGGGGAUAAGAGCUUUUUGCUGGCCCUUAGGUUUUUUGAAAUUUCGACUGACUUUCCCGGAGCUUGGGUCCGUUGGGAGUUGGGCGCCUGAGUCAUUGUAUUUUUCGGACUUUGUAUUCUUGAAAUAUUAAUCUGUUUGCACUUGGGGAUACAGGUGUAUACCCGUAUUUUCGAUGGAUGGUUCGAUGCGAAGUUUGAUGCUUAGUGCGGAAGACCGUAGCAGCAAUGGACGUGCAAUCAGCACCGGAGACCGCGCGCGCUGCAGACUCGCGCAUCCAGCAGGGCAGCGCAGUGCGCUGGGGCGGUGCCUGGCGCGGGGCUGAGCUAUAAAAGCUCCCCUUGCCGUGCCAUUUUGAGGCACAUUCUCUUGAAUUCUUUGCUCUUUUCUCUCUCAAAGGUCGAUUAGGCUCUUCCCUUGGUCUUGUUCUUGCCUUGUCCAUGUAGAUAUUUCAUGUUUUUGCUUAUGAAAUAACUCUAGGAUUGCAUGUAGUUUUGAUUUUCUCGUACUUUGAAAUGAUGCUCGUAUGCUUAAGCUUCUUGAAUCUUGUAGAAAACUGUUUGAUAGCCACUUGAAUUUGAACUGUUGGAACUUGUACUUUUGAUUUUUUGUUUUUUGAACUUGUAUCUGCUUCAGCAUGGAUAGCCUAGGCGUUGAUGUAGAACUUGUAUACCUGCUUCGGCGUGGGUAGCCUAGGCGUUGGUGUAGGAACUUGAAUACCUGCUUCGGCGUGGGUAGCCUAGGCGUUGGUGUAGGAAUUUGUAUCUUGAACUAGAGGUCCACUGGGGAUUGUUGUUUUGAAUCUUUUGACUUUGUAUAGGCCAGCAUAGGAUAGCCCCCAGUUUAGAAUUUUGACACUUUGUAUGCUACUUGAUUUAGUAUGCCUCUUCACACUAGGAUGAAACUCGCUGAAUCAUCUGUGGUUCGAGCUGCCGAGGAAGACGCUUCGGAUGAUGAAGCGACUGCAAUAAAUGCGCCAGGUGGGGGUAUGGUUCCCCGAGAUGCUCCCGCUUUCCCUAGUACUGGUUGGAUCCCUUCUGACCUGGUGUUUUGGCCGGAUUGGCACUUGUCUCAGCGGCCUCGCGCUGGCAUGGUGAGUCUUGUACUGUGUUUUGGGUUUGUACUUUGUAAUUGUAUAGGUCUUGAGCUAACUCGUUCACCUUUAGGCCGAUGGAAAGCCGUUCCGUACUUAAAGUCUUCGUGCUGAUGCGGAGGCUAUGGAGAUUUGAUCGCAGAUGGGCCUGGCCGAUUUCUGGCGCACCAUGGGAGGUUCUCCGAGGAGAACAGGGAUUAAAAACCGUUUGUGGGCUUUGUUAGAGCGGUGGUGGGAUACCACCAACACUUUCCACAUGGCAUGGGGGGAUAUUACUAUCACCCCUCUUGAAUUUGCUAUGAUUACAGGUCUUCCUUUUUCUGAGAGGAACGUGACCUUUGAUUGUGAGCUGACGUGGCGCUCGGCCGCUGCCAAGGACUUGCUCGGCCCUGUUGUUGACUUGACUGAUGAUGAUGCUCACGCUUCUGUGAAGGUGAUUGUGGAGGCUAUCUGCGGUGGGGGGGUGUCCGCGGAGCAGAGGGUUAGGCUUUUCCUCCUAGCCUUGGUGAGCAGAGUGAUGGCCCGGAGUAGGAAUAGUCGGGUGCACAUCAAAUUCUUGUCCGCUUUGCGGGACUUGGGAGCUGUUUCGAGCUAUAACUGGGGUGGCUUGGCAUACAGCCACCUUUUGUACGAGAUGAAGCAAGCCUCCCAGACUGCACUAGGGAAUGACCCGAGCAUGGCUGCUCUUUGGAGCGUGCUGGAGAUUUGGAUCUAUGAGCACUUUCCGACUUUGGCGCCCGAGUGUACUAGAGAUGCGGCUUACCCGUAUGUUGCCUCUUGGAUAGGAGCGGUGCGCGUUGGUGCGUCUCUGGCGGCUUCUCGCAGGGCUUGGAGAGUUCUAUCCGCUGAAGAUGUGGUAUGGCGUCCUUUCGUCAACGCGGUUGUACCUGUCUCGGCUGCUCGUGCCCAUUUCCUGUCUGGGCGGCGGGUUUUGCUUCCAGGGGUGUACCGCCAUAUGUGGUAUCUGGGGGAGCGAGUGUCCCUUCAACACCAUUCAGGUGAUAGGCUUGUCCCCAAGGAUCCACUGGAGUCCAUGCUGGCUCUGGAUGAAGAUCUUGCCCGGCUCUAUGCGGAGGCUAGGGGCGAGGCUGUUUGCCGCUCUUGGAGGGAGUUUGUACACAGGAAGGGGAGCUAUGACGACUUCCUGAGGAGGCUGGCUCCACCAGAGGAGGAGGUUGAUCCUGAGGACAUUCCUCGUGCUGAUAGGAUCCUCCGCUAUGAGAACUCGGACGGGGAAGAGGUGGUGGAGACCAUUCCUUGGGCUUUUCCUCCGCACCGGAAAUCAUAUGAUGAUGUACCUGAGCAUACGCCCCUGCGCCUCGGGCGAGAGUGCGUCGCUGGAUGCUCUUGCUUGAUUCUUGGAAGAGGCAGUGUGUCAAGCUGACCCGGUAGCUUUCUGGCCGGAACAAAGAGGAGUGCCGUCGAGACCGUAGACUCUAUGUUGACAGGGAGCAUCAGGCUGAGACGUCCUUGGGACAGGAGGGACCGAGCUUGGACCUGGGACAGGGGUCCUGUGCUGGUGCUCAUUAGAGGCAUUCUGAUGCUGAGCGGGGAGCUUCCCCUUUUGUACAUGUUGAUCCCACCAGGCAUUCAUUUGGAGGUGCUAGCGGUUCACGACCCUUUGUUCCUCCUUCCGGUUACUACUUUGGAGGAUGUGGUCCUCAGCCUUGGGGUGCAGGUUCAUGGGCUUGCUAUGCGGAGAUGGAGAGGAUGCGCCAGACACAGAUGUUUGGGUCGUACCCGUAUAUGCCGAUGCCGCCGCUUUAUCAGUAUUCCUCUUCUCAGGAGGGAGCUCAUCCCUCCACUAGCACACUUCGUAUCUCGGAGGAGGAUCCUAGUACCCCUGGGACGGAGCUGGAUCGGGAGCUGGAGUGCCUUAGGAGGCUAAACAGGACAAGGCGCCUGUGGUUGACGUCACCGCUGAUUAUGACUCAGACUGACCCUGCAUGGUAGCGAGUUCCAACUUGCCUGAGUUGAUUUUGUAUAGGCUGGAUUGUAUUGUAUUUGUAUGGCUUGAAACUUGAAUUUUGUAUGGUUUGUAUGGCUUUGAACUUUGAAUUGGUUUGCAAAAUUUGAAGAUUGGUUUUGUAUGUUUGAAUG
This is a messenger RNA of Spinacia oleracea (spinach), 5501 nucleotides long. RefSeq names its product protein MAIN-LIKE 2-like. Bases 3544 to 4785 code for a protein of 413 amino acids. Gene Ontology annotation, biological process: meristem development; meristem maintenance. The record is from RefSeq and is a predicted model, not a curated record. The transcript is spliced from 6 exons. NCBI's taxonomy places the organism in Eukaryota, Viridiplantae, Streptophyta, Magnoliopsida, Caryophyllales, Amaranthaceae.